Molecule: messenger RNA, 1038 nt
Organism: Durusdinium trenchii
Lineage: Eukaryota; Dinophyceae; Suessiales; Symbiodiniaceae
Source: the annotation of a GenBank genome assembly
AUGUUGAUCCGAAGUGACGGAAGCGCUGUUGCAUGCGGAGGAGAAGACCCAGAGCGUGCAGAACAGUGCAACAUUCCAGCUUUGGAUGAGGGGCUUCGCUAUGCCCAAGUCUCUGCAGGACGGUCUCACACUGUGUUGAUCCGAAGUGACGGAAGCGCUGUUGCAUGCGGAGGAGAAGAUCCAGAGCAUGCAGAACAAUGCAACAGUCCAGCAUCGGAUACGGACAUUUGCAACACCCAAGGCUAUGCAGGAAGGCGUAAUACAGUGCUGAUCCGAAGCGAUGGAAGCGCUCCUGUUUGUGGAGAAACAGGGGAAUGCGACAUUCCACCCUUGGAGGAGGGAAUUACCUACACACAGGCUGCAGCAUCGAACCACACAGUACUUCUCCGAAGUGAUGGCCGCGCUGUUGCUUGUGGGGUCAAUGACUUGGGCCAAUGCGACAUUCCGGCUUUGAAUGAGGGAAUUCGCUACACCCAGGUGUCCGCAGGAGGGGUCCAUACAGUGCUUCUCCGAAGCGAUGGCCGGGCUGUUGCUUGCGGAGGAAAUAGGUUUGGACAAUGCAACAUUCCAGCGUUGGAUGAUCGAAUGUCCUACACCCAGAUUUCCGCAGGAGAGACUCAUACAGUGCUUCUGCGAAGUGAUGGAAAGGCAGUUGCUUGUGGAGGAAGACUCUGCGGACAAUGCAACCUUCCAGCAUUGGAUGAAGGACUGUCCUACACGCAGAUUUCUGCCGGAUCGCGCCAUACAGUGCUACUCCGAAGUGAUGGCCACGCUGUUGCUUGUGGGGAGAAUAGCUGGGGAGAAUGCAAGAUUCCCUUGUUGGAGUCCAUCGAGCCUUCAUGGCAUGAUCUCUUCACGUUAUUUGCAUGCACUCGUCCUCCGCUCUUGGGCCGACUGACUCUGAUCUCUGCGAAUCCAUUGGCAGCUUUGGAUGAACUCAGUGAAGUCCUGUCAACGGAGAGCACAGAUGCCACCGACGUCGAGGUAGAAGCAGCUCAUGCCAGAGUGCGCAGAAGAUGCAGGACUUGCAAUUUUUAG